This is a messenger RNA of Puntigrus tetrazona (Sumatra barb), 2771 nucleotides long. Its product is annotated as low-density lipoprotein receptor-related protein 8-like. The coding region runs from base 58 to 1767 and encodes 569 amino acids. The transcript is spliced from 12 exons. Gene Ontology annotation, molecular function: protein binding; calcium ion binding. Lineage: Eukaryota; Metazoa; Chordata; Actinopteri; Cypriniformes; Cyprinidae. The record is from RefSeq and is a predicted model, not a curated record.
CGGAAAUGACGUCACUGUCUCGCGACAAGCGUGCACCUAGAGGACGCCGAGCAGGGCAUGGAACACAUCGGUGCUUUACUACUGCUGUGGACGUGUGUGUCACGUUUACAUCCAACAGAAGGUUUUCCAAGGUGCAGCACGGAGCAGUUUGUGUGUAAUAACGGCAGAUGUGUGCCUCUGAGUCUUCACUGCGACAGUGUGGAUGACUGUGGAGACAGCAGCGAUGAGAUCUCCUGUUUGAAUUGCACUGGUGGUUCCUUCCACUGUGUGGCAGCAGCACGCUGCGUUUCCUCCCACAGUGUCUGCGACGGCAAGCCUGACUGCUCUGAUGGAGCAGAUGAACUGUUAGACUCAUGCUCACAAGCAUGCACUAGGUCACAGUUCCGGUGCACAAAUGGACGCUGCGUGCCCAAUUCAGGGAGGUGUGACAACAUCAAAGACUGUGAAGAUGGCAGUGAUGAAGAGAACUGUGAUGACAAUGAAUGUGAGAUCAAUAACGGUGGCUGUUCUCAUCGGUGUAUUGAUCUGCCUCUUGGUUUCAUGUGCGACUGUCCUAGUGAAAUGAGGCUGGUUCUUGACACACACUGUCAGGAUGUGGACCACUGUCUUGAUUCAGAUGUGUGUGAUCAAAUUUGUGUCCAUAACAAUGGAUCUCUUGCGUGUGAAUGUGAGGAAGGGUAUGUGCUGACCGCCGGGACUGGAGAGUGCAAGUCUACCGGUGUUGCUGCUCGUGUGGUGGUCAGCACUCUCGAAGGUGUUAAAUGGAUGGACCUCAGCGGUUCUGAGCAAGGAAACGUCACACAUAUAAGAGCCCCACCAGGACCCGUUUCUGCCCUUAAUGCAAAUAACACGUUAUACUGGAUCAUUCCUGAGAAUGACAUCAUCUACAGGAUGCCUUUAGACUCCAGUGACUUUAGACCAGCUGUGUUGUUAAAGGCCUCCACAGGCAUUCUAGGAUUAGCAGUGGACUGGAUCCAUGAGCUUCUGUACUGGGUCAGUACCAGUACUCAUGCUUUACACGUGGCCUCUCUGAAUGGCUCCACACAAAGUGAGCUCAUCUCUGGGCUCUCCAGACCUACUGCAGUUGCUGUCCAUCCGAUGCUAGGGUACGUGUUCUGGGCAGAUAGUGCAGCGCUUCCCAAAAUUGAGCGUGCCAGUUUGGAUGGGACAAGCAGAAUAGCGCUGAUAACUUCAUCAAUACGUGAUCCUGUCGCCAUCUCUUUGGAUAUCCCUCGUGGUCUGCUGUAUUGGGCUGACUCUGGUCUGCGCAUAAUAUCAAGAGUUGCAUUUGAUGGGCAGCAUAGAAAGACAAUUGUAGAGUCCAACGGGUAUCUAGAUCGACCGUUUGGACUGGCCAUAUUUGAGAGUCGAGUGUACUGGAGUGACCAGGUGACCAACUCUAUUUGUAGUGCUGACAAACACAAUGGCAACAUGCUCCAGGUUUCUCAGAGACUGGGUUCUGUUUCACCAGCUGGACUGGUCAUCCUUCACCCACUGUUACAGGCUGCAGGCAAUGAUGUGUUGCAGUCUGAAACAAGAAAAACUUUUCCAGUUUCACAAUUUGCUUGGCUCCUCUCACUCACUGUCAUCGUCAGUUUGCUGUUAGUGGGGGCGGUGAUAUGGCAGCAGAGGUCUGAAUUCUGUGCCCCUCGUUCUAUGUCUCAUCUUGGAGACGAGACACUUAAAGAAUCCCAGGAUCCUCUUCUGUUAUCCAGACUGCCUGUAAUACAUGAGAAUAAAUUUCCUGAUAUUUUCAAAGUGCCAUAGACGAUUGCUUGUGUUUUCAGGAUGGCACACAGAAUGGUGCAACGCACUGCCAUGGACAUGGGGUUUUCCUGUAAAAGGACCUCUGUGUUUCCUGUGAUGGAAAUUACCACCCCCAUUUCCUGUUGUCAACUGAAGCGAGGCAGACAAUCAUCCUACUUGCAGACACAUCCUACUGCAGAAAAAAAACGCUCUUAAAUGCUUUCCAGAUGUCUGUUUAUGAUUUGAUAAUCACAGAACUAGUCAAAUUAAGCAUUCAGUGAACUCUUUUAGUUCUUUAAUAGAAUUGUAUCGGCCUGAAUACCUUUUCAUUUUACUCUUUAAAUCUGGGCGUUCCACUUUGACACAGAACAACAAAAUGUCAUCAUCAUCAUUGUGUUGUGAGUUCCAGGUCAAUAAAUAAUUGACCGUGUUAUAUGGUAUUAACUGUGCUGUUAGUCAUUACAUGACAUUUCUGACUUUCAAGCUCGUUUUAAGGUGAUGGGAUAAGUGGCAAAUGUCCAUUCACUGUCGAAUUUAUAGAUGCACAAGUUGACCAAUCGUGUCUUUUGUAUGUGUGCAUAGAGACAAAAUCAGUGUGGAACAUAUUUUAUUUAGAGAUUGACGGGUGCUGUUAAUGCUUUAGAGCAGGGGUGUCAAAUUCAGUUCCUGGUUGGCCGCAGCACUUAAGAGUUUUGCUCCAACACAAAACCUGAGAACAUGAUCAUCUCGAUAGGGUGUGUUUAAGCAGGCUUGACUUUGGCCAUCCAGAAAUGGAAGUCUGAUAAUCCCUGCUUUAGACUAAAUUAAGAGUUAUUUAUGUAAGCAGAGAAAACAAUGCUAUUUAUUCAUUGUGUGUGUGGUUCGGAUCACUUUCCAGUUCUCUUUACGUUGCAGUGUUGAAACUGUAAAACAGGUUUUUGCUGUCCUUUAUGAUUGUAUAUAGUUUGAAAAAAAAAAAAUGGGUUGAAUGCUUUUAAUGACUCAUGGUAAAGGGCUUGAUGGAAUAAAAUGCAAGUUGGAAAUUG